Messenger RNA from Anoplophora glabripennis (Asian longhorned beetle), 657 nucleotides. Its product is annotated as C4b-binding protein-like. The record is from RefSeq and is a predicted model, not a curated record. The coding region runs from base 1 to 657 and encodes 218 amino acids. The transcript has 5 exons. NCBI's taxonomy places the organism in Eukaryota, Metazoa, Arthropoda, Insecta, Coleoptera, Cerambycidae.
AUGUGUGUACCGCCGUUCCGAGGUGCGGGUCUCUCGAUGGAGCCGGCACAAUCGGAGACAGGGUCUUCGUCGGAGAUGCUCAGUCUCGGACGGAGGCUAUCGAACAGGGUCUUCACCUCAGGUUGGGCUACCUCGGACGGUACGCAGGUCUCUAUAGGAGCCUGGAGUUUAUCGUUGUCCGAUGCAGGAGGCUAUCGGACAGGAUCUUCGUCGGAGAUGAUUUUAAAAUCGACAUUUUGUAACAAAUGUGAGGAACCAAAACUUCUAUUUAACGGAAAAGUUAAGAUUAUACAAAACAUUGCCUAUUACUUCUGUGAUGCUGGAUACGAAUUGAACACAAAUGAAUAUGUAAAAGGCAGAAAAUGCACUAAAGCUACAAAAUGGGAAGGUUUUUAUGAACCCUACUGUAAAAAAAAAUCUUGUGGAUAUCCCGGUACAGUGAAAAAUGGUUAUCAAAUAGGAAAUGGUUACUCCUUUCAAGAUAGAAUCAGAUACAAUUGCUAUAAUGGUUUUAGAAUGAUUGGAAAUAGUACAAUUAUUUGUGGAAAAGAUGGCAUUUGGUUUCCAAAGAAGCCUCAAUGUAAUUUAGAAUGUUCCGGAACUGACGCCCCGAAGACCCUCAGCUUUCCACCAUUAACUAUAUUACGUCUCAUCUGA